AUGUCUUGGGAGUUACUCAGGUUUAUCGAGUCCGGGUCGCUAUUCCUUGUUUCGUUACUAGUACGUGGUUGCCGACCGGAAGGGGCCCUCAAAGAAGUGGACAUUUAUAAUAGAUAUCGGCCAGUUCCUGUUGUCCGCCAAUCCAAAUUUCGCCAAACUCUACGAAGAGUUGACCGCACAAUAUCUGGCUCCCGACGGAACGACGAAAGAACCGACACGCGAAUUGGAUCAAGCAACGAGGCUUACCUAGAAAAUAAGACCUUCUACUUUGAAACUUUGGCUUUGUAUAAUGCGGUUCAACAAGUAAUUCUGCAAAAGGAGUUGAGAAAGGAUAAAAUUUCCGACUCCCAGAGAAAGGCCUUGGAAGCUACGAGGAACGUUUUAUCUUUUGCGGAAACAAAGCAAUAUCUUGGUUUUCGCGCUAAGGACCCCUCGAUGAAAAAUGAGAAUCCUGCAUUGCUUGGAUUAACGGAGGAAAAAUUGAAAGAAUUGGUUGAAAAAGAGCUAGAAGAGUUAAAUACAUCCAAAGAAUAUAUUUUAACUUCGAUUGAAAACAAAUUAAAAAAGCAAUGUGAAGAGAUCGCAAAAUUUUACUACAUCGAAGAAGUUUCAAUACCAGAAUCAAAUCCCAAACUGUUGUUCGCCAAGGCGAUCCAGUUGAAUAAGAAAUUAAGUCAGCGUGUUGAUAAUCUGCGACUCUCCAAAAUCCAUGCAAUCACAAGCAAAAGCUUGUUGGGCGAGCAAAUAGUUAACUAUAUGAAUGUAAUGAAAGAAAUUUUAUCCAACUCAUGGAGUAUCCUUGAAGAAUUUAAGCUUCAAUACGAAUUCAAAAAGAAUCGAGUUUUUUGUGACUAUUUUUCGGGCAUUGUAAAGUCGAUGGUUUUAAAGUUCAGGGUUCUUCGUUUCACCGCAUUGUUGUCCAUUUAUGACAAAGACACCGUGGAGGGACUCGAGAUGAUCAGGGAUAAUCUGUUAAACGAGGAGAUAAAGAAGCGUAAGGAAUUAGAUGCACUGGAAUCAGAACUUUCGAAAUAUCAGAUAUGCGACGAAUUUGAAUCAAUUGUACAGAUCUACGCCGAGGUGAAUAAAGAGAUCGAAAAGGUGAAGGAUGACAUUCAACGAAUGAAUGAGCAGUCAAUGGCGUAA
Messenger RNA from Acaulospora colombiana, 1146 nucleotides. NCBI's taxonomy places the organism in Eukaryota, Fungi, Glomeromycota, Glomeromycetes, Diversisporales, Acaulosporaceae. The record is from the annotation of a GenBank genome assembly.